AUGUUGUUGUGUGGACCUUGCUAUUAUGUUGUUCACAUUUGCAUUACCCAUCUUCCUUUCAAUAUGAUAGGUCUAGGUUUGAGCCUUCCCGAAGGUUUAGUCAUGGAGUGUGAUAAACCAUCAGGGAGGUUUCGCGUGGUGUUUAGACCGCUUUCGGUUGCUGCUGGACAGGCGCCCCCAACGGGUGUGAACUCUCCACCUCCUCAACACCCUACGCCAAUUUCCAUCGGUGCACCUACCGCGCCGGCAGUAAGUGGCAUUAGCGCUGAAGCCAACGGUGGCGCCACAGCCACAGCACCGGAGCAACGACGGUACGGCGGUGCAAUUGUUAGGCUGAGCGAACUUGGGGUCAAUGUUAUGGCUCCGUUUGCUGUGCCUCCUAAGGCACAACGACCGCCGGUCCGCAGCGUGAGUGAAAAGCCGUCAGAUACCGUCUUGUGGGACGCGGUCCCCAUCGACACCGAAGCUUCCGGAAAAAGUAACAAUGUCACGAGUUUCUCACCAACUGUCGCUGAAAGCCAUGUAGCUGAAGGCGAAUGGAGGAGUAGGAGGUCGACUCAACCCUCAAAUAACCGAGGCCGAGGCAGCAAAAAAGCAGGCAAAAAGCCAGUGAGUCGCACAACUCGUCAUCGGGGUAACAAAGGUAGCAGCAAAGGUGUUAAACUUCCUCUGCAACGAAACGGCAUGCCAUUUCCCCAUAGCUGGAGCACCGUGAGGGGCCGACGGCAGUUACACUACAACGGCCGAACUUACAGGGGUGUGCAGGCGCACCGCCUUUGGGAUGAAAUAAAGGCAAUGUCGUCUGUGGAUGUACCUGCGCCUGUCGCGCGCCCUUCAACCGGAGUUCGGAGGGAAACAGCAGUGCGUGGAGGCAGCCGAUCGAGUGUUACCAAGGACGCAAAUGAACAGGCGUUGUUAUCGUUCGAGGCGCCAAAACCACCGUGUGAAACACCACCUAAGCGACACCGCAGAUCAGUACCGAAAUCGCCACGGCCGCUUACGACAACGGUCGUACAGGGACGUCGGUUGCUCUUAGAUGACGACGAGGACUGGACGGCACCGAAACCCAGCACCGGAGAUGUAGUGCUUCUCUCUGAUAGUGGUGAUGGUAUAGGUUGUGACUCGGAGUCGUCAACACUCACAACGUGGCCAUCCUUACUUAUUGAUGACGAGGGGUCCUCGGGGUAUGAGUAUGUUUCUAGUAAUUCAACUACGUCCAGUGAUAGCUGCGUAGUUGCUGAAGAGCGCUUCGGUCGGCCGGGUCGAGGCAACACGCAUCAGUGUUGUAACCCUGCCGCAUCGCAGGUGACUUCACCAAAUCUAGCGGAGCAUGAUGGUUUUUUGUAUCCUGCUGAGGUGCUUGCUGAGGUCAGAAGAAAGGGCCAAAAUGGCAUAAGGUCUCUUAAGUCACAUCACGAGACAUCAAAAGCGGUUGCUCCCGCCGUAUCCCUGGCGAAUGAUGGUGUGGAAGUGAUGUCUCGCGUCGCAGAGCGACCGAACGGGGUCCGGGGGUUCACUUUCAUUGGCACCUUAAAUGGACAUACUGUAGCCCCGGCCACAGGCGCAAGUGCUUCAGCUAUGCCUUCUGCUUCUCAUGUUGGGGAGUACAGAGAAAGGUACGAAGAAAUGGAUGUCUUCCCGUGUGUACCAGAUGCAGGUGAGGAAGACCUCUUUGUGGUUGGGGAAGAAAUAGGUGGGAUGCGCUUUGCAGCGUAG
Trypanosoma brucei brucei TREU927 is the source of this 1716-nucleotide messenger RNA. RefSeq lists its product as hypothetical. Bases 1 to 1716 code for a protein of 571 amino acids. The transcript has a single exon. The record is from RefSeq and is a predicted model, not a curated record. Lineage: Eukaryota; Euglenozoa; Kinetoplastea; Trypanosomatida; Trypanosomatidae.